Molecule: messenger RNA, 2385 nt
Organism: Sodiomyces alkalinus F11
Lineage: Eukaryota; Fungi; Ascomycota; Sordariomycetes; Glomerellales; Plectosphaerellaceae
Exons: 2
Coding region: 385-2007 (540 amino acids)
Source: RefSeq, a predicted model, not a curated record
AAGUCCUCUCGGGUCGCGUCCUUUCAUGACACUGAAGCAUUCCACACACAUCGCGCGCAAAACGAGCUUCUUUGUCUCUCAAAUUAGACGACGCGUUCAAAGACGGCACACGACCCGUCUACUAUAACGGGCGCGCGCGUCUCUCCUUGAUUCUAUUCUGGUCAUCGACAAUCAUCUCCAUUGCCCGACCACAUCGACACCACAUAUCGUCUUAUUUAACGCGCCGUUGGGGCGCGUCUUACCAUCAAGCAGAAGCGAUCUAUAUCCCGUGGCGCCCUUCAUUCCCGCAACAACAGACAGCCCGUAACAUGCUUGUGGUAGAGUAAUAGCCUGCGGAAUACCCAUAGCUUCUUUCGUCGCUUCUACGGCAGCUCUUCGAGAGCCAUGCCACCCGACAUGCAGUCCGAAGAGUCUAGUGACGUCGAUAUCAAUUCAACGCCCGAGUCGGCGGUAUCCGCCACACCAGCGACCUCGUCCCCAGAGGCCACGACACCAACGCAAGCUCCCCCGUCCCCAUCUCGCUCUCCAACUCCCUCACCAUCACCUCCUCGGUCCCUUCCCACUUGUCGACCAUCUCCGAGUCGUCCGAGACGAUGCGCACGGCGUAGGGUCUAUCGUGCCGAGGAAGGCUCCCUCUACGACCUCAUGCGACAAAAUGCGGGCGAGUCGCUUUUCGUUCGCCCGCUCUGCUGGACCGAUCUGCACUCCCGCGUUUUGGGGAUCCGGUUCGUCGAAAAACCGGCGGACGACGUCCCUCAUGUCGCCCAAGGAUCCCACAAGGCGUCUCCCCGCGCACAACGGCUCUGCGAAGAACUCACACGCCUCGAAUUCCCCGAGUUUGGGAGGAUGUACGCCACCGACCACAUUCGGGAAGUCAUCGAGACGCUGUACCCUGCUUCGAGGCUCACGUCCGCUCCGCCCAGAGACAUGAUGGACCUCCCGCUCUAUUUUGGCGGUCGCCCCUAUCCCAACGUCUGUCGCGUCCAGCUCGCGUGGAACUGCUUGCCUCUGGACGGCGGCGAGGCAGCAGUCGACUCCUUCCGUACCGUCUCGACCUGCCCGGCCGACCCGGCCCUGUCCGGCAUGACGGGGAGCCAGCCGGCGGCCGCCCAGCGACACCCCACGGUGGCGUACAUGAGCCGGCGGUUCAUCUACGGCUCGCGGUCCGCCAUGUUCCGCAUCGCGCCCGCCCCGGGUGGCUCGAUGAACGUGCCGGUGGAGAGCCUCUGCGCGCUGCGCAUCAACCGGCUGGUCCCGUCCGUCCGAGACGAAGAGGCGAUCUUCGGGGCCGUCUUCCUCGCGAUGGCCCAGGCCCGCUUCUACCCUAACGUGCCGCUUGUCUGGCGCCGAAACCACGCCCUGCGCACCCCGCCGUCGAGCCCGGAGACGGCCCCCGAGUUCCACGACGUCAAGGUGCAUCUCGUCACCAACGACGACGCGGGUGGCCAUUUCACCGUGUAUACCGCGGUAGUGACGGCCGCGUUCCUGCAGAGGUUCCACGAGCCGACCAAAGCACCGCGUCCGCGCGGGGGGGCCGCCGCCGGUGGGGAAGCAGCUACCACGCCGGAGUUGGACCGGGGUAUGCGGAUCGAGUACACCCGCGUGCCCUUCUGGCCGGUCCUCGGGCUGAAGGAGAGGUUGGGGAAGGCGCUGGGCAGAGACCUGGUGGGCGACUUUGACGAGCAGAACAUUGACAUGUUGGGGUCGCGCAAGCGCAAGUGGACGGACAUGUCUUUCCAGCGGGAGAUCCUGGCCCAGCGCGUGAAUGGCGGCGGUUUCGAUGACGAGGGCGAGGAGACGUCGUCGGAUGAACCUGUCUCGGAAGAUCCCAAGGGCGUGGGCGGCAACCCCGCACGACGUCGGCGUCGGGACGCCGUGAACGAGGAAGACGGGGAUACGGAAUCUCCCACGCCGCCCAAGAAGGCACGGCGGGAUGGACCGCGGUAUGACGCGGAAGCGAGCCGGCCGGGCGAGAGGGGAGAGGUGCCGGCUUCCAUACUGGCCUGACGAGAGAGGAUGUCACGAUGGGCUUUAAAACUACGACAAGGAUAUGCUACGAGGGAACGACAACCAGGGGGGAACAAAACAACACGUCAAUGGCGCAAAUAGGUGUUCAAAGGGCGCGGCAUUCACGAGCAUAGACGAUGUGAUGCAAUGCAUCGGACUCGGAACAGUGGCCAACGAAACUUUUGAUGGGCGCGAAUCUCGGUGCCAGGGCAUUGGGAAAGGGGAUGAUUUGGCUUCUUUUGGCAUGACUAGCGACUAGGAGGGAUUCUAUACUUUUACUUGCCGAUUUCUUUAGAUCUGUGUCUUCUUGAAGGCAAUGAUGGAUGGCUACUUGUUAUAACUUGUAGGAAAUCACGACGAUAUGUUGAGUGACCGGAC